AUGAAGAAGGGUGAAAAUGGCUCUCGGGAAAAUAUCGCGAUGCUGCCUUGGAAAUUCAACGUGGAGUUCGAUGAUAAUAACGUUCUGAGUUGUAAAUUGUACAGCCAGCUGUCGUUCCGUUGUGUGGUUUCGUUCAGCGGGCAAGUAUUGUCGCCAUUAGAGCACACGAGGCGUUCACGUUCGAAGAAGGAGAAAUCAACGGCUUCGACGGGGGAAGAAGAUUCCUGCGUGGCCAAGUCCUAUUCCGACCAAUCCGUCUUCCUCGAAAAUAGCAUCGACGAUGGUAUUGCCGCGAUAAACCAGCGCGGCAACAAGGCGUCGGGAUCGAGGUGCUGGGACUCGUCAUGGGAUUCAUUGCGCGGUAGCGAGAGAAGGAGGGGGAAGAACUCGAGCGACGACCGAAGGGCGGCGCCACCUGUUCCUCGCGACUCGUCGUGGAAAAAGGACAGGCGGAAGGAGGAGAGAACGUUGGAAGAGUUGUUGUUGUUGACGGAGGACACGAUGGGCGAGGUGAAACGCGUCGAUCCAAGCGCGAGCAGCUUGUACACGAUUUACAAACGGUCGUCGCGGGAUAAUUCGAGGAACGAGAUGUUGACCGAGGUCGACAAGAUCCAAUUGGCGGCGACAAAUUCGGAGAACGGUGGGAGAUUCGUGGUCGGGACGGAUCUGUGGAAGCGCGCGUUGCUCGCCAAUCGAUCGUCGGAUCAUUUCUGCCCCGGCAGGAGCUCGGUGGCGGCGGUAGUUGGCGGCCAACAACAGGCCGCCCACAACGACGUGCCCAAUUACACGCGUUACACGAACGAGAAGUACACGUUUCUUAGGAAGGGGAACGGCUCGAAGGCGUACAAACGGACGGUGCGGCUACGUAGCACCGCCAACUUGCUCGACUUCAACAAUCGUUGGAUAAAGGGCUCGUAAUCGACGCGGUGGAGCAAGAGUUUUUCUUGCGUUUAGAGUUCGAAGCUGGACGCGCGAGGGUGCAAAUUUUUAAGUGCGAUAAAAGAGGAUAAAUGAACAGUGUGAUUUUGUA
This is a messenger RNA of Apis mellifera (honey bee), 1030 nucleotides long. RefSeq lists its product as uncharacterized. The transcript has 3 exons. NCBI's taxonomy places the organism in Eukaryota, Metazoa, Arthropoda, Insecta, Hymenoptera, Apidae. The coding region runs from base 1 to 918 and encodes 305 amino acids. The record is from RefSeq and is a predicted model, not a curated record.